AAUGCACAUUUAUUUUGCUCUUAUCAAAUGCCAACUUCAUCAACUCUCAUCCGCCCACUUCCGUUAUUCUCUUCCUCUGAAACAUGGAAGGAGUUUCUGCAACCAUGUACACCAAGCUCAGAGCCUACUGGAGGAGGAGAGGCUACCAGAGGUUAAACAAAUCCACCCGCAGGCGGAUGAAUCAGAUAGAGCUCGGGUCCACCAGGCGGAGAAGGUUCUGGCGGAUCAAGAUCAAACCCAAGCUUAAAAUCUUCCAAAUUGCUUCUCCCAAGAAGUUGUUCAUUUGGCUACGCGACACCUACGUUAGGAUGAUGCUGGGAUUCGCUAACUCCAGGCUGAUUGGAGCUGGAGGCUACGGUUAUGGAUUUCCUGAUGGGAUGGCGGCGUUCGAGAAGGGCCCACUCAAGGAGUAUGAUGAGAAGUUGAUCAUUGAGAUCUACAAGUCUUUGGUGAAGGCGCAGAGCCAAAGCCAAUUGGUUCCUCACGACACAGCCAGGUUUGGCUCUAUGUCUAGACUCACUGCUAUUUUAGAAUAGCGAGUAAGGUUUUUAUGGGCAAUAACAAAAUUCGGAUCCCGAACACCCAUCAAGAAAUAAUGCAAAUUCUGCCCGAAGAUGAGAUAAACAAGAAGUGUCUUUAGGUCGUUUUUCGUCUAACAGGCAGACAGCACAGCAGAAUUAAAUGUUUGUGUAGUCAUUUUCAUGUAUGUAAGAGUCGACUCUACGGAGGGGAAUACUGGAAUUUUAGCAUAUUAUAACAAGGUUCUUCAUUAACAA
Molecule: messenger RNA, 776 nt
Organism: Hevea brasiliensis (rubber tree)
Lineage: Eukaryota; Viridiplantae; Streptophyta; Magnoliopsida; Malpighiales; Euphorbiaceae
Exons: 1
Coding region: 84-536 (150 amino acids)
Source: RefSeq, a predicted model, not a curated record